CUUUCGCUGAACCAGAUCAAUCACCGCCUCUUUCAUCUCUUGUUUAUUUCGUCAACCUCCAUCUCUACCGCUUCUCCAUUUUCUCUCCCUCUUCAUCCUCAUCAAUCUCAAUCCAGAUCAAUCCCUACACCAUCCCCUGUCCCCACCCGGAUCUCCUCAUCAAUCUCAAUCCAGAUGGACUUCUCCCGAUCGUUUUGCAUUUCUCUCUUUUACACCUUGCAGAAUGAGAGUAGUGUAGCAGCGAGGAAGAGGAAGAUGUACUACUCAGGGGCAACUUUUAUAUUCUCCAUCGUCUUCGUCUUCUUGGGCUCUUCGCUCAUAGGAAUCACUCCGAGUUUAGAAGCAUGAAAGCAACUCCUCUCUCCACCCGGGUCUUAAAAUUCAGCCAAGAAAUGUAUAAAUGACGGUGAAGAGAAAAAAAUGAGUCACAAAGAGAUGCUUUUGGAGGCUGCCUGGACAGGUUAUGGUGAUUCUUUGUAUGUUUUAUUCAUUUUUACACUUGUGUGCUUACUUUCUGAGGCAAAGAUUUUAAAACUCAACUAUCACUCCUUUAGAUUUUAAUGAUUGACAACUUAAAACUGAACUAUUACUACUUUGGAUUCUUUGGUUUUGUUUCCUUAAUUUUCUUUUUGAAAUCCAGGAAUGCAAUUUGAUAGUAUUGCUUGAAAUAACUAAAAAUACUUUAAGUAAGACAUGCAUUAAAAAUUCUGAAAUUUUCUGUUAACAAUCUGAAAUGUGAUAUAAUCCUAUAAGUGAUCAUAAUGGAAUCAUGUAUGCUAUGAUUGAGUUUGAAAUAUCCAACAUAAUCUGAAACCUAAUGAAGUUGGGAAUUAUACCAAUGUUGCAAUUAAGAAGAAGACUCCUCAUAGAUUUCUUCUGUUUUCUGCUUGCUGUGUGUAUAUGUAUACAUCAGUUUCAUGGAAUAGCUAGGGUGCUUCUACCAAAUUAGUUUUUCCUUCUUAGUUUAUUCCAAUUAGUAGUCACUAUUUAUGUUGAGUACUUUUCAGCUUAAAAACAGGUAUGAGAAAAGAGAAUUUCAUGUGUGAAAGUAAAUGAGUACUUUUCAGUUUGAAAACAACUUUUCAAUACCUGGAUUAGGAAUGAUUUUUUGUGAAAGAUUGCAGAUCACAGUUUACUCAAUGAAACUUCUAUUUUGAUUAACAAAGAUUUAUAUUGAAGUUUGCAUUUCACACAUUACUCAAUAAAGCUGUCAAGCUGCUAUUUGUAUUAAUCCAAAACUGCUAUCAAACUAAAUCAUUACUUCCCUUGAAACAUUUUUUGUCAUCAGUAAACACAUUAAGCAAAGGUUAUGUACUCCAAUGUGUCCAUACUCAAUAGACAUUGGAAGAAAAAAAAUUGAAAUAUAAUUGAGUGAACCCGGUUAGUAAUGAUUGAGAACACCGGCAUGAAACGGGAGUGUGUAAAUUUUUAGUUGUGUUGAAUUACAUAAACACCAGUGGACUAUUCUGUUUGUAUUCCCUGAAGGUUUUCUAAGCAGCUCUUUUUACACUUCAAGUUUUAUGUCUUAUAUUUUGCAAGUAAUAUGUUUGACAAAAUGCUUAGGUGAUCUUAUUUGUUUCUAUUCACUGUUUUUUUUUUCAGAUCCUUAAAUUUGAAUAGGAUUUUAACACUCAGUUAUUCUAUUCUGACUUUAUGAGCAUAUACGAUUCCAAGCUUGAGUUUUAAUUUUUUUAACAAUCUUUGAUUUUGGUUAGAGUUAUUGGAAAUAUAGUUUUCAAAUAAGCUUCAUUUUUAAUGUUUUUACAAUCUUUGUCAGAAUCUUUGACUGAGGACUUCAAAGUUGCUGAUUUAAUACAACCGGUAGCUGCAAAUUGAAGUAACGAUGCGUUGUAUAAGUUCUGGAGGAGAAUGUCUAAAACUAAGGCAUAAUUUUUUUUAAACUCUUUUUAGGUUUUCUAUACACUGGCAACUUCACAAAACUUAUGACAAUACAAUUUGUGCUAACGGAAAGUGAAGGAAAUGGAGCUUCUUCAUACUAUUUUCUUAGGCAGUAAAUCUAAUGUAAGGACAUGCUUGAGAGUAUGGAGAUUUUAUAUUUUAGUUUUGAUCCAGUCUCAAAUUGUUAAAACACUCUUUAGUUGUCUUAAGAAUUUAUCAAGCACUAUAAAUAGCUACACAUAAAACACUCUUUAGUUUACAGUUUUUAAAACUACUUUUCGAAUAAUUAGCAAAGACAGACUACUUCAUCGCCUUUCCAUCUUUUGUAGUUCUGUCUUCCUCAAUUCUUCAGAACUCAUCUUCUUUCAUUUUUUAUGCCAUCUCAUCCCGGUAAAUCAUCAUCUCUUCUUUCUGGCCCGCCUUCAUCCUCCUGGUACAUCGUCAUCUCUCUUUCUUUUAGUAAUCAUUUUUAGUAUGAGCUAAUCGAUUUUCGAGGGCUGGAAUCUUAGCAUAUGGUUUUUGUAUUGUUUUUGGUUUUUAUUCAUAGCCCCACCUUCAUCCUGGUAGAUCGCUAUCUCCUUCCUCUUAUUAACGAUUUUUAUUAUGAGUUAAUCUUCCGAAGCUGGAAUGUAAUCGCAUGUUUUUGUAUUGUUUUUGGUUUUUAUAUUUGUUUCGGAAAACUGGAAUCCAUUUUAUUUUGGUUUUCUUUAAUCCACCUGCCUCAUCACUUUUAACUUACUUUUAUAGUUUUGUUGUACCUUGACUACCUUCAUUUAGGAUAUUCAACAUUUUUCUUGAAGGUGGCAAUUGUGACACCCUUUAACUUUCCCUUGGAGAUUCAUAUACUUCAGAUGAUGGGAGCAGUACACACGAGACAUAAGCAUGUUCUUAAAGUUGAUAGCAAGGUUCUAGCGGAGGUGGAAUAUUGUAGGAUGCAUUUUGAAACCCAUAUCUAAAUUUAACCAACCCAAGUAAAGUGAUCAAGAUUAGAAGCUUUUGUUUUUUACAGUCUGAGUAGUCUUUGAAAGUCUAGAGCUAGGCUUGGCCUUUAUGGAUCUAAAUGACAAACUAUGGCUGCUAUGGGUAUGAUAACAUCACUUAAUGGAAUACUUAUGGGCAUUGUGAAAGAAUAGGGGUUUCAUUGGAGUUCUAAAUUGCUAAACAAUAAACAAAAUCAUGACAUGUACGGUAGAAUAUAAACCUCUAUACCACUAGCAAAUGCAUCUAAAAGAUUCCCAAUUCCAAUCCAAACCCGACAACCCAGAAACAGAAGCAGAGAAACGAUGAUCAGAACCACGUGUCCGUCCAAUUAGGUUCGGCUCCCUUACAGUCGAGACCUCCGUCGAGCAGGAAGUCCAAAGUCGUCAAUCUGCAAGGAUAAAACUUUGCCGCAGCCAUGGAAGAGCAAUGGGCCAAUGGCCUAUUAGGCGUAAAAUAAAAGGGCAAAGAAGUAUUAUAGGUGUUAAAACGUACAUUAAUAACUUCCAUCUCAAAAAGUAACUCUUAUGUUACUUCUUUGGCUGAUAAGAAAAAACAGCCCAGCAUGUGUUUGGCAACAUUUUUUCAUUUUAACGCUUUUCAGCCAAUUUUAAGGGCUCCAAACGGCCCCUAAGUAUGGCAGUUCCCUAUCGAGAUUCAGUUUUUGAUGAAGAUGUAAACUUGGGAAAUGCAAAAUAAUUCAUUUUGUUGAAAUAAUUUUGAGAGGUUUUUAUCUUAAAAUUUGUGAUAUACAAUGAGUAUGGAAAUUUAAAAAAAAACCAUCAUCUACAAGGACAGGUAGGAGUGUUUAUGAUUUUAAUCAUUUAAUAACUUAUAUUUUAAUUUUAUUUAUGUGCAAAUUUAUAAUUUGUAUAUAUCUAAUUAUAUUUAGAGGGUCUACAUUUUACAUCCCGUGCAACGCACGGGUGAGAUACUAGUUAUUAUUAUUAUAAUGACUAGUCUUCAUCUACAUUCGGAAACUUAAAUAACUUACUUACGUAUUUGUUAUUUAAAACAAUGAUUGCCUUAAAAUUCGACUCAUAUUUUGCUCUAGAUUUCUCAUCCAAUUUAAUAUAGUUGCCUAUGCAAUACAUAGCCUAAUCCAAUGAUUGCCUUAAUAGUUCCCCUCAUAUACAUGGAAAAUAAACAUAAUUGUAAUCCCAGUGCCUUUAAAUUCUUUCUUUCAAUGUGCAAUAUACGUUUAGCUCAUGUAUAGUUCAUUUUUUGCUCCAGAUUUUCUUACCCAAUUGAAUAUGGGUUCUAUUUCAUAUAUAUACAUGUUUAUAAUAAUUAUUAGUCUUCAUAUAUAUAUUUGGAAAGUUAUGUCACAAGAGUAAUAAUUGCGAGUCUUCAUGUUUUUUGGAAACUUAGAGUAACUUACCCUAUUUAUAGUAUAUUAAGUACAGAUAUCUAAGGUAACUUCAUAUACAUUUAUCACUAUAAUAUAUAUAGUAUAGAUUUACUUUUCUUCAGAUUUUCUUAUCCAAUUUAUAUACACUAUUAUAUAGUAAUUAUAUUGUAAUAUAUUCACAAUACAAAUGUUUAUUAUAUAGAUUACUUCUUUAACUUGCAAUACAUAUAGGCUCUUCUGCCAAUUCAAGCCCACAAUGGCUUCUUCUGCCAAUUUCGAUUCCAUUGCCGAAAUUUCUGUCGUGAAAGAUAACUGGAAUAUACGGGCAGCUCUGGUAAGACUCUGGUUCGAUCCAACUUUUUCGAUCCAUGUGUAGGGGUGCAAAAUUCAAGCCUCCAUUCGAAAAGCUUUAUUUUGUCAUUUUCAAAAAUCUCUCGAGCAAGGUUCAAUAUAUUAUGUUUGUUCAUUCACACUAACUUCCAAUGCGGGAGAUUUCAGAAAUUCAGACUGUGCCCCAUAAAUUUAAAUAUUAAAUAAACUUUCAAAUGGAGACAAAAGGUUGUUAAAGUGGAAGGCCAAAUUGCUCCUAAAAUGUACUCCUUCGUGCCUUUGAUUUCAGUUUGUGAGGGAGAAAUUGAAAUGGAAGUUUUAGCUGGUAAGUUAUUGAGAGAUUAUUUUUAAAAUUUAAACUUGCUAAGACAUUAAAUAUAUUGAAUUUUACUUUAAUCUUUUUAAGAUGUAGUUGGAGUCCUAAAACACUAUGGUACUGAAAAGGAGACCGAGAAGGAUGACAUCAAGAAUAGGAGAAAUUACAUUGUAUUGCAACUUGACGGCUAAUGUGCCUUCUACUUCCAUAUUUAUAUACAAUCCAUACAAGUAUUCAUAUUAUAUUAAUCGAUGUAUUAAAAAUAUAUCCUAACCGUAAUUAUUACUAAAAAAGUUAACUUGGGGCAGAAGUACGUUGUUGUUUAUUUCUUAUGUUUGUGCAGUUGCAAAAUAGACUGCAUGUUGUUUGAGCCUUAAGUCGAUGAACUGAACGCAUUCAUUGCUUCUAGGAAGCCAAUCAAUGUUCCUGUCAUUGUACAACUCACCAGAGUACGACACUAUGAAGCGGUUGGGAUGCAAAAAUGCUACAUCAUGCAGCGUUUCCAGUUAUAAACCAUCAGCGUUUUGGAGUGAAAUGCCAGCACCCAAACAUCCUCUUUGUUGUUAUGCCUUGCACAGGGAAAAUUAAGCUACAUAAUGUAUUAUACUGUAGAAGAAGAGCUCGGGUCAUAACACAAAUGUGCAACGAGAGCAAAAAACCUAGCGACCGUCUUCCCUCUUUCCACAUUAACUCUUCGGAGGAGAUAACGUUGGCGGAUAAACGGGUUGUGGAUGGGAGUUUUUAUCGGUGUUGGAUCAUGCAGCCUUGGUCAGCCGCUCUAACGAUGAUGGAGUUAGUAUUUACCUAUAUUGCAAGAGCUCAUUCUCCUCCGGAACCACCUUCGUACCAGGAAGAGUUUUGUGGAAACACUUUAUUUCAAUAUUAUUUUUUCUUUAGUAGUACUUGUUUUUGUUUUUGUCCAAGUAGGUUUGGUUUGGAUGUUUGGAUUUUUGAAGUUCUCUUGAUAGGCAGAGUUUCAUUUCCGAUCGCUUUAAGCUUAAAUUUGCCUGUUUCAAGUGUAGCGAGUCAAGUUGCUUUGUAUGAGGUGACUGACUUUAUGUCUACUCCUAGGAUUCACGAUUGGAUCUGUAAAAUGCAAGCUGACGUUUCAUCUCGAAUUGAUCUGUGUGAAGGUUGUCUUGUAUGUGUUCUCUGUUUUAAUAUAAAAGUCGCUUUUUAUUAUAAAAAAUGC
Cuscuta epithymum is the source of this 6066-nucleotide messenger RNA. NCBI's taxonomy places the organism in Eukaryota, Viridiplantae, Streptophyta, Magnoliopsida, Solanales, Convolvulaceae. The record is from the annotation of a GenBank genome assembly.